Penicillium taxi is the source of this 2883-nucleotide messenger RNA. RefSeq lists its product as uncharacterized. Lineage: Eukaryota; Fungi; Ascomycota; Eurotiomycetes; Eurotiales; Aspergillaceae. The record is from RefSeq and is a predicted model, not a curated record. The transcript has 2 exons. The coding region runs from base 1 to 2883 and encodes 960 amino acids.
AUGCACUUUACCACGACAUCUACGGUUAGCGCACUGCUGUUCUCGACCUCUCUUGUCGGCUCAGCAUAUGCCAUUGGCACUAGCCCUGUUCCCGUUGUUAUCGAGACUGAGACUUGUACCCCGGUUGAGCCCAACCACUUCGAGAAUCCAUCCUUCGAAACUGGCGACUUGACUGACUGGAUUAAUUAUCGUGCCAACCUUACUCCAGAUACCGGCACGGUUGUAUCAGGCAGUGAUGCUACUGAUGGCGAUUAUUAUUUCGCUGUUGAAAGCACAAGCAUUUAUACCUACGUGAAACAGACUGUGACGGGGCUUGAUACAUCUUCCACGUACACGUUAUCCGCAAACUAUAAAUUUACUGUCGCUCCCCCCGAUGUUCCCGAUCCUAGGAGAACCUGCUAUGUCGCUUUUGCGCAGAACUUUUGGUACGCUUGGAUAGUUGGCAGGCAAACAGCGACCGUGAAUGGGGAGUGGAAUACUCUCACAACAACUUGGACGCCCACCUCGGAUACUGCGACAGUUUUCUUCAUCUAUGCAUGCACUAUCAACACCGGGUUUGAAUUGGAUAAUCUUAAGCUCAAGGGUGUCAAUGAUGCUCCAACGAGUACUUGCGUCACGACCACUUCCACUUCAACACCAGCUAUUAUUCCUUUUUCUUCAACACCAGCUGCGAUCUCCUCACCCAUCGUGCCCUCCUCUAUUGUGAGCUCCAGUUAUGUGGCUAGCUCCUCCAACAUCCCUUUGUCCACUGCCACACCAAGCCCUAGCAAGCCUGUCAAGUCGAGCCCUGUUUCAUCUUCUCCUAUACGGACUCCGACUUUGCCUCCUAGCACUUCGCCGUCAUCUAGUCCAGUUUUCUUGAGCAGUCAGCCUAUAAGCUCUACUCCUGUUCGUUCUUCUCCCAGUACCGCACCCUCUAGUCAUGUGACAAGCUCUUCUAGCGGCAUCGUGUCUACUGUUACACCGAGCUCUAGCAAGCCUGUCAAGUCAAACCCUGUUUCCUCUUCUCCUGUGCGGACUCGGACUUUGCCCCCUAGCAAUUUGCCGUCAUCUAUUCCAGUUCCUUUGAGCCGUCGGCCUAUCAGAUCGACCCCGGCUGCAUCUAUAGUUCCUGCUUCUUCAUUGCCGACACCGAGCAGCUCAGGUCUUCCUCCCAAUGGCUCUGGCUCAGGUUCUGGCUCUGGCUCUAGCUCUGGCUCUGGCUCUGGCUCCGGUUCUGGCUCUGGCUCCGGCUCAGGUUCAGGUUCAGGUUCUGGCUCAGGUUCAGGUUCUGGCUCCGGUUCUGGCUCUGGCUCCGGCUCAGGUUCUGGCUCCGGCUCUGGCUCUGGCUCCGGUUCUGGCUCUGGCUCCGGUUCUGGCUCUGGCUCCGGCUCAGGUUCUGGCUCCGGCUCUGGCUCUGGCUCCGGUUCUGGCUCUGGCUCCGGUUCUGGCUCUGGCUCCGGCUCAGGUUCUGGCUCCGGCUCUGGCUCUGGCUCCGGUUCUGGCUCUGGCUCCGGCUCAGGUUCUGGCUCCGGCUCUGGCUCUGGCUCCGGCUCUGGCUCUGGCUCCGGCUCUGGCUCUGGCUCCGGUUCUGGCUCCGGCUCAGGUUCAGGUUCUGGCUCCGGCUCUGGCUCCGGUUCUGGCUCUGGCUCUGGCUCUGGCUCUGGCUCUGGCUCUGGCUCUGGCUCCGGCUCAGGUUCUGGCUCUGGCUCCGGUUCUGGUUCUGGCUCCGGUUCUGGCUCUGGCUCCGGCUCAGGUUCUGGUUCUGGCUCUGGCUCCGGCUCUGGCUCCGGCUCUGGCUCCGGCUCCGGCUCUGGCUCUGGCUCUGGCUCUGGCUCUGGCUCUGGCUCUGGCUCUGGCUCUAGCUCGAUUGUUGUUGGUACUCCUGGCUUCCCGACUACCGAAGGUGCUCGCCCUACCGGCCUGUCUUCAUCUGGAGCUAGUAGUGGCUCUGUCGUAAGCAGUACCUUUGAGGCCGUCUUUACUACUUCUACUGUCUUUGCCACUCACACAUCCACUGUGACUGCAUGCCCCUCGUCUGUAAAGGAUUGCCCGGCUUCUGAGAAAUCAACUUAUGUGACUACCGAGACAGUAGUGGACUAUACCACUAUUUGUCCAGUAACUGCUACCGAGACUGCCAAGGCAACUGAAGAGGUUACUCCUACAGGUGUGCCUGGUACUCCAGGUGUUACGGCCGCAAGCAUUGCGUCUGAUACUAGAUUUACUACUUCUACUGUCUUUGCCACCCAUAUAUCCACUGUCACUGCAUGCCCCUCGUCUGUGAAGGAUUGCCCGGCCUCUGAGAGAUCAACCUACGUGACUACAGAGACUAUUGUUGACUAUACCACUAUCUGCCCUGUUACUGCUACCGAGACAGCUGGAAAGCAUGCUCAGACCACUGUUCCCGCUGCCGCUGGUCCAUUGGAGACCAGUGGAUCUUCCGAAUCCGGUUUCUCCUCCGCCUCUACCUCAAAGGCCUCUGCCAAUCAGCUGAGUUCAUCUGUCUCUUAUAUAACUGAGAUCUCUACCAUCACUGGCUGCCCAUCUGCGGGAAUCUGCGCUCCUUCAGAAGCGAUUACAUACGAAACCACUGAAACUAUUGCUGUAUCAACCGAGAUUGUCACACUUACCCCUGCUGAGACUUCUAGCACCACUGCUACUCAGAUUGUUGCUAUUGGUGCAGAAACAACAACUAUCAGCCGCAAUACUACAUCCCUUAAGCCUUUCUCGUCUGGCUUCUUCAGUGUGGGUGCUUCGUCAGUUCCUUACGCCGGAUCUGGCUCGGUCUCUUCUCCCACGACCAGCUCCUUCGCCCCUAUUUACACUGGCUCUGCCUACACAUUCACUCUUUCUUCCGGCAUCUUGUACGCACUUACAUUCUUUGCUGUGGCGAUUGUUCUCUAA